AUGAAAUGUGAUCCCAAUGGUCCUCGUGAAGCCAACAUAGCAAGGAAACCUCUAGAGAUCCCUUUGGAGCAAUGGGUUGCAUUUGUGGAUUAUAGAGCUCGACCUGACAAGAAGGCAAAAGCUGAACAAAAUACAAUAAAUCGCACCCACCAGACAAUGCCUCACACAUUAGGUUCUAAGUCCAUUGCUCGACUGGAAAAUGAGAUGGAAAAGCAACUUGGUCGCUCUGUCACUAGAGUUGAAUUAUUUCAAGCAAGCCAUACAACAUCCGAUGGGUCUUUCGCAAAUGAAGUAGCGAGGCAUAAUCAUGAAGAUCUAAUUAUUCGAAGUCAAGGCUCAUCUGAAAAUGAAGCAUUUACUAGUGUUUUUGGGAAAGAACACCCAGGCUAUGUUCGGGGUAUGGGACUUGGAGUUGUCCCAACUCAAAUAUAUGGAUCAUCUUCUAGCUCGAGCAGAAGAAAUGAAGCAAGUGGGGGCACACAAGCUGAAAUCAAUGAGCUCAGGGACACUGUGCAACUCUUAAGGCAACAAGUGCAAGAAAAUGAACAACGAUUUCAGCAACAAUUAUCAAUUCUUACCCAACAAUUGGCCAACCAAAAUCAAAACAUAGCAACCAAUCAGGUUCUUGCAUUUAGAGACAUAGAACCUCAAGCUCCAACUCGUAUCUUAAUCAUCCCUAAGGUUAAGGAUGGAUUGAGUGGGCUCUCAAAGGCAGAGGAGAGGUACAUUAAGAUACUCGGUUAUCUCCUGUACAUGGCUAAGGUUGUUGCUAACCAGGAAGGGCUUGAUGAUGGGUUUAGAAUUGUGAUCAAUGAUGGGCCAAACGGAUAUCAAUUGGUUUAUCAUCUUCACAUUCAUCUUAUUGGUGGGCGACAGAUGAACUGGCCCCCAGGCUAAUAUGAAUCUUCUGGCUGUCAUCUUAAGUGGUAAGAUUCAUCCAAAGAUCUCUUUAAAUAAAUUGGACUGAUGCAAUCAGAUUGUGACCGCAUAAGAAUUAAACCACUAUUUAGGGGAUGUACUUCUGAUCCUUG
This is a messenger RNA of Dioscorea cayenensis subsp. rotundata (Guinea yam), 1031 nucleotides long. RefSeq lists its product as uncharacterized. Gene Ontology annotation, cellular component: cytoplasm. Gene Ontology annotation, biological process: purine ribonucleotide metabolic process; sulfur compound metabolic process. The coding region runs from base 1 to 897 and encodes 298 amino acids. Gene Ontology annotation, molecular function: adenylylsulfatase activity. The transcript has 7 exons. NCBI's taxonomy places the organism in Eukaryota, Viridiplantae, Streptophyta, Magnoliopsida, Dioscoreales, Dioscoreaceae. The record is from RefSeq and is a predicted model, not a curated record.